Messenger RNA from Panonychus citri (citrus red mite), 1861 nucleotides. RefSeq lists its product as uncharacterized. The coding region runs from base 1 to 1746 and encodes 581 amino acids. The record is from RefSeq and is a predicted model, not a curated record. The transcript is spliced from 7 exons. NCBI's taxonomy places the organism in Eukaryota, Metazoa, Arthropoda, Arachnida, Trombidiformes, Tetranychidae.
AUGACUGGGUUUUGCUUGGAAACUGAAUUGGCGUUUGCCAUAGAAGUUGCAGAAGAAGAGCUCGAAGAUGGAUUAGGUCCAGUUGGUAUUGGUUUACCUUUACCUUGUUUUGGUGAUCCUGAUGGAGAUGAUCCUGAACCUGUGGCAUAUCCUUUUCCGUUAUUGUUUGUGGUGGACUUUGAAGAUGAAAAUGAUUUAGUUACACUAUUUGAGGAAAAUGGUUACACGUGCAGUGUUGGUACCCAAUUUGCUGAGGAUCAUUUUUACGAAUUCAAGGAAAGUUUCAAAAAUGUUCUUACUAAACAAAUAUCCCCGCUGCGAAUAGGAUCAAUCUAUCUUGAUUUCCAUAUCGAUAGGAUCUCAGCUAGAGUUGAAUUUUUCGAAAGGCCACCUCUUGAGAAAUCUUUUCAGAUACGAGAUGCUAAAGUCAAAGUGGACAAUCCAAAGUUGACCUCUGGGGGUAUUAUUGCUAAAAGUAUCGAUGAAUGUUUGAAAACCCAAUUGAAAGAAAAUUAUUUCAAAGAGAUCCUUUACUGUCCCUCAUUGAAUGGACUUUGUUUGAACAUUGAAGAUCCGAACAGUUUGGAGGAAACUGUUGAUUCGAAUAUUGAUUGUAAACUUUACUAUUUUCCUCUAAUGAAUCAGUAUCGGUUAACAAAAGAAAUUGAACUUGCUGAUAUUCAUAAAUCUUCACUUCGACUUGAUAACAUGCCGAUCUCCUUGAAAUGUGAUAACUGUACAACUGCAAGUAAAUCUCAUCGAUAUCGAAUAACCAAUGUUCUUGACUAUACUUUUUUCGAUCAGAUUUCUCAUAAACAAUCAAGUUUCAUGGAAAUUCAAAAAUCAUCAAAACUCAUCUCAACAGACAAAUCUGUUCACCCAGUAAGUGGCGCUAUUCAUAGUAUCGGUGACUGUUAUCGUACUUGUGUCACUCCAAAUAAUUUUGACUGUGUUGCAUUUUCUUAUUGCUCCAAUGGAAAUUCUCAUGAAUGUCUCAUUUCCAGUGCUCUAUUUAUACCAAAUGCUACCGUGUAUGCAAACAACUGUUCAACCUAUUCAAGAAAUUUCCUACUCGAAUAUCAGAAAAAUCCAAACCAACAAUUUUACGAUAUCUCAGAUGAUGAUAGUGUUUAUUCAUGGACAGUUGAAGAUUGUGCCGCUCAAUGUUCACAAUCCCCUAAAUGUUUCUCAUUUCAAUAUUGUUCCAAUAAUAAUCAAUGUACUUUUACAAAGACUUCAUACCCAGUUAAAAAGGUGCGACAUGACAUUUUUUGCAAUGUUUAUACUCCAAAAAAAUCACAAGAGUUUGUAAGCACUGGUACUACCCUGGUUUCGGAAUUCAUUCUGAGUGAGAGUAAAUUGAACAUGGAGCAAUGUGCAGCUCUUUGUUAUAACUGGAGAGCGGGAAACGAAAGCUGUAAAUCUUUCAACUUUUGUCCUAAAGGUCGACUUGAAACUACUUGUCAGUUGACCCAAUACAUGGUUGGAAACCCAAAUGUUGCAACUUCCCCCUCGCAAAAUUGUUACAAUUUUCAACUACUAAAGAAACUUCAACAACGUGAGUCCAAUCAUGAAGCAUUUGCACCGAAUGAUGAUAUGGCUAAUGCAGCUACUUCCAUUUCGUUGGCCUUUCUUGUUGUUGGUCUUGCCUUGGGAAUCGCUACCACCUCAAUCUAUCAUAUGAUCCACAAUAGACAUAAAUACAGGGUGACUACUGUACACCAAGAGCAAGAUCUUGAUUCUUGAUUCUAUCCUCUUUCAAAAGCAAAUUACGUUUUUUACCUCAAAUUAAAACCUAAACUACUUCAAUCAAAUCAUAACGAAUCGAAAUUUAGACAAUAAAAUACAAUUAAUGAAUUGA